AUGGCAUCACAUACAUUGCAAGGCAAGGAGCUGGGGCGGGGGCUGUAUGGCAUCACAUACAUGGCACGGCACUGCAAGUCACAGCAACACUUUGCCUGCAAGACCAUCGCCAAGCUUGGCAUGAAAGCCCACCACCCUCAACCACCUCUCUCUACCCCAUCCCAUCGCUCCCCACCUGCCCAUCUCCCACCAGCGCCACCUGUCCGACACGUCAUGUGCCAACGUGGCACAGGAGGCAGUCAUUUUUCACCGCAUUCCACCGUUUCCCACCUGCCCAACCCCAGCCAGCGCCACCUGUCACCCACGUCAUGUGCCAACGUGGCACGGGAGGCAGCCAUUCUCGCCCACCUGUCCACCGGCCAGGCGGGCAUUGCGACGCUGAUCGACCAAUACGAGGACGCCACAUGUGUGCACUUCAUUUUGCAGUUUUGUAGAGGCGGCAUGCUGUACGACGGGGUCAAGGCGGAGGGCAGCUAUAGUGAGCAGUGGGCGGCCAGCAUGGUGCGGCAGAUAGUGCAGGCAGUGCAGUACAUGCAUGAGCGGGGAGUGGUGCAUCGGGAUCUCAAGCUUGAGAACUUCCUACUGCUGCACCAGGGCGACGAUGCCCCCCUCAUGGCCAUUGACUUUGGCCUCUCCACUUUCUUUCAACCAGGGCGGGGCGUUAUCCAUCAGGAUCUCAAGCUCAAGAACUUCCUGAUGCUGCAUCCCGGUGACGAUGCCCCCCUCAUCGCCAUUGACUUUGGGUUGUCGACUUUCUUUGAGCCGGGCCAGCGAUUCAAGCAGGUGGUGGGCAGUGCGUAUUAUGUGGCACCAGAGGUGUUGCGAAGAGACUGUGGCAGCGAGUGCAACAAAGUAGAGCAUUGGAGUGAUGACCCCCUCCCUCCCCUCCUUCCAAUCUCAUUCCUUAUUCCAUGUCUCUCUCUCCUCAGGCCAGCGCUUCAAGGAGGUGGUGGGCAGUGCGUACUAUGUGGCACCAAAGGCCAGCGCUUCAAGGAGGUGGUGGGCAGUGCGUACUAUGUGGCACCAGAGGUGCUGAGAAGAGACUACGGCAGCGAGUGUGACGUGUGGAGCAUUGGAGUCAUCACCUACAUGCUGCUAUGCGGAACCCCGCCUUUCUGGGAUGUGUCAGAAGAGGGUAUAUGUGAGGCGGUCUUGAAGGGAGAGUACGAGAUGAGCAGUGCCCCCUGGCCGGCCAUCUCCAAGCAGGCAAAACAUCCUUCCCCUAUUCCUUCCCUCACAAACCCCCCAAAUCCCCACCACCCACCAGUAUCGGAGGAGUUACAUCUUCUCCCAUGCCCUUCCAACUCCUCACUGCCAUAA
Messenger RNA from Closterium sp. NIES-65, 1320 nucleotides. NCBI's taxonomy places the organism in Eukaryota, Viridiplantae, Streptophyta, Zygnematophyceae, Desmidiales, Closteriaceae. The record is from the annotation of a GenBank genome assembly.